This is a messenger RNA of Rosa rugosa (rugosa rose), 1083 nucleotides long. RefSeq names its product ethylene-responsive transcription factor ERN1. The record is from RefSeq and is a predicted model, not a curated record. Gene Ontology annotation, biological process: regulation of DNA-templated transcription. The transcript has a single exon. NCBI's taxonomy places the organism in Eukaryota, Viridiplantae, Streptophyta, Magnoliopsida, Rosales, Rosaceae. Gene Ontology annotation, molecular function: DNA-binding transcription factor activity; DNA binding. Bases 86 to 943 code for a protein of 285 amino acids.
CUUAACUCUUAGCUUAUAUAUAACAAUGUCACUCAUUUUCCUCUUUCAUUCCCCUUGAAACCUCUCUUCUCUUUCACCUUCUGGUAUGGGACUUCAAUCGCAGAAGCACGAAAAGAGGGUCUUGGCCGAGAAAGAAAGCAAGUUCAAGCAGAGGAGCAGCAGCAACAACAACACCAAAAGCAAGUUUGUUGGGGUGAGACAAAGGCCGUCAGGGAAAUGGGUGGCAGAGAUCAAGGACACAACCAAGAAGAUUAGAAUGUGGCUUGGAACAUUUGAAACUGCCGAGGAAGCUGCUCGAGCUUAUGAUGAAGCUGCGUGCCUUCUUCGUGGUUCGAAUACCAGAACCAACUUUACCAGUACUCAUGUUCCUUCAAAUUCUCCACUGUCUUUGAAAAUCAAGAACCUCCUCAACCACAAAAAGAGCUUGAAACAACAAAGCCCUUCAACCCCCAACACCAUAAAAACCACCCCUAAAGCUAGUACUAGAAUUAGUAGUACUAUUACCGAUAACAAUAUUCAGAGUUCUAGUUACUACAAUGCUAAUUGCAGCUCUCUGCCUAGUUUCAAAUCCCAGAACAUUGAGGUCUCUGGUGAUGCAUAUAGACCAGACCUCAGCCAUUGCAUUGGGGAUCUUCAAGUACCGGCUAUGUUCCACUUCGAUCAACCAUGGCAAUUCUUAAGCGGGUUUGAUCAGCUUCCGCAUAACCAUGAAGGGCUGUAUUUAACAAAAGGCAUUGCCACUGGAGUGUCACAUAGUGCAGCAGAGCCAAAUCAGCUGACAGAAUUCGAACACGCAAAGAUAGAAAGACAGAUAACUUCUGCUUCAUUUUAUGCAAUGAACGGAGUCAGCGAGUACUUGGAGACUGCAUAUGAUGAUGCAAGUGAUGCCUUGUGGGAUCUUCCUACUCUGUCUCAGUUGUUCUGCCUGGCCGAUGAUGCCUGAAUUGGCUAGUCUUCUUCUCUCGCCUACUACUCUAGUGUUGUAUGAGUGAAUUUAGUGAAGGGUAAUUUUUUAAGGAACUCUUGAGAAUCCAUGUAUAAUGUAUUAUGCAUAUUAAUAGUCACUGAAAUGUUUGUCUCGGC